CAGUUACUAGAGAGCAUGGCCGACCCGAAGAUUGAAGCCGUGCUGGCCCCGUUGCGGGAAGCGGUAAAGGAACAGGGAGACUUGGUGCGGAAGCUAAAGGCGGAUGGUGCUCCCGAAAUCGACGUGAAAAAGGCGGUGAAUGAACUAAAGGCGCGUAAAAAGGUGCUGGAAGAUCGCGAGCUCAGUCUCGUGCCGCAGGUGGCAAGCUUCAAUAGGGCUCGGAUGGAGGAUUUGCUGAAGCGGCGCUUCUUCUACGACCAAAGUUUCUCCAUCUACGGCGGUAUCACGGGACAGUACGAUUUCGGGCCGAUGGGCUGCGCUCUCAAGUCCAAUAUGAUCAACCUGUGGCGACAGUUUUUCGUACUCGAGGAGCAGAUGCUCGAAGUGGACUGCUCCAUCUUAACUCCGGAGCCGGUUCUGAAAGCUUCCGGGCACGUGGAUCGCUUCGCUGAUCUUAUGACGAAGGACGUGAAAACUGGGGAAUGUUUCCGGCUGGACCACUUAAUUAAAAACCAUCUCGAAAAGCUCUGCGCUGGAAAGGAUGCCAGCGAGCAGUUGAAGGAGGAGUGUGUCGAUAUUGUGAUCAAACUGGACGGAAUGACGGAGGCUGAAAUGGCGGCGAUUCUGCGAAAGUACGAUAUGAAGUCACCGAUCACCGGCAACGAGUUAACGGAACCGAUCGAGUUUAAUCUAAUGUUCGGUACGCAGAUCGGUCCGACUGGGCUGGUGAAGGGAUUCUUACGCCCCGAAACGGCGCAGGGCAUUUUCGUAAACUUUAAGCGAUUGCUCGAGUUCAAUCAGGGCCGGCUACCGUUUGCUGCGGCGCAGAUUGGCAACAGUUUUCGAAAUGAAAUCUCGCCCCGCUCAGGAUUGAUACGAGUGCGCGAAUUUACAAUGUGUGAGAUCGAGCAUUUCUGCGACCCGCAGGCGAAGAAUCACCCGAAGUUUGAAAACGUGGCCGAUACGGUCAUGACGCUCUAUUCGGCCUGCAACCAGAUGGACGGAAAGAGUGCGGAACCAGUGCGUAUCGGUGACGCGGUGGCCACCGGGCUCGUAGCGAAUGAAACACUCGGCUACUUUAUGGCACGUAUUCAGCAGUUUAUGCACCGGGUCGGUAUUCUGCCCGACCGUCUCCGGUUCCGGCAGCAUAUGAGUAACGAGAUGGCGCAUUAUGCGUGUGACUGCUGGGAUGCCGAGUGCUUAACUAGUUACGGAUGGAUCGAGUGUGUUGGUUGUGCCGAUCGGUCCGCUUAUGAUUUGACACAGCACACGCAGGCUACCGGUGUGAAGCUGGUGGCUGAAAAGAUGCUGCCGGCGCCUAAGACGGUCGAAGUGACGGAGGUGGUGCCAAAUAAGGCGGCCAUCGGAAAGGCGUUCAAGAAGGAAGCAAAAAGCAUCACCGAUGCACUGGCUAAACUCAGUCUCCAGGAGGUGCAAACCAUGGGAACGUAUCUUGCCUCUUCCGGAGAACAUGUGUUGAGCGUGAAUGGUGCCGAUGUGAAGCUGACCGGCGACCUGGUCGCCGUCAAGACGACCUCGAAAACGGUGCACGUAGAAGAAAUCACUCCGAGCGUCAUUGAGCCAUCGUUUGGUAUUGGACGCAUCAUGUAUUCGCUGUUAGAGCAUAGCUUCCGGCUGCGCGAAGGGGACGAGCAACGGAGCUACUUUUCGCUACCGCCGGUUGUUGCACCGCUGAAAUGCUCAGUGCUGCCACUUAGCAACAACGCAGAAUUUGCACCGUUUGUUAAAAAGAUCUCGAUGGCCCUAACUUCCGUUGACAUUUCACAUAAAGUGGACGAUUCCAGCGGAUCCAUCGGUCGGCGUUACGCUCGCACGGAUGAAAUCGCUAUUCCGUAUGGCGUAACGAUCGAUUUCGAUACACUGAAGGAACCGCACACAGUUACACUUCGGGAACGUGAUUCGAUGAAGCAAGUUCGGAUUUCGUUGGACGAAGUAGCUGACACGGUUCGCGAUCUAGCUUUUGGACGCACCAGUUGGGCUCAGAUAGACGCGAAAUAUCCACGCUUCGAGCAGCAGGAAUCGUCUGCCAAGUAGUGCGUGAAGAGAUUGGCUUCUAAAAGACCUCUAGACUCACACUAAAUG
This is a messenger RNA of Anopheles cruzii, 2103 nucleotides long. RefSeq names its product glycine--tRNA ligase (gene GlyRS). Gene Ontology annotation, cellular component: mitochondrion; cytoplasm. The record is from RefSeq and is a predicted model, not a curated record. Lineage: Eukaryota; Metazoa; Arthropoda; Insecta; Diptera; Culicidae. The transcript has 4 exons. Gene Ontology annotation, biological process: mitochondrial glycyl-tRNA aminoacylation. The coding region runs from base 16 to 2055 and encodes 679 amino acids. Gene Ontology annotation, molecular function: glycine-tRNA ligase activity; ATP binding.